Cooperia oncophora is the source of this 564-nucleotide messenger RNA. Lineage: Eukaryota; Metazoa; Nematoda; Chromadorea; Rhabditida; Trichostrongylidae. The record is from the annotation of a GenBank genome assembly.
AUGAGCGAGGUAGGAAACAUAAGGAUGCGCUGGCCGCAAAACUGCGCGAGCUCGGCCGAGCAAGUCGUGAAAAGAGAGAAAGAGCAAGCACGGAUGAGCACCGCUCUGGCAGCUAUGGAAGCUGCAGCCCUCAAAGCUAUGAGGGAAAACGGAGAAGGAAUAGAGCAAGGACCGGCACUACCUUCAACUGGAUUGUCGUCGAAGAUCUUUGACCCAAGGCAGCUGAAAGAUGUCGGGUCUUUUGCACGCGAAAUGGCGAAACGUAAGAAUGAAAUGGCAGAAGUUAGAAAUCAGAAGCGGCCAGCGCAACCUUCAGUUGCCUCGAUGUCAUCGAAAUACUUCAAGAAAGAGGUUCCACAAGUUGUGGACUAUUCAGAGUUCACAGUCCCAUUAAAAAAGGAAGAGGUUGAAUCAGUUACGCCCACUGAAAUCGUUUGGGCAGAAGCUGAUGCUGGUGAUGGCAGAAGCUAUUACUUUCAUUUGUACACCGGAGAGUCGACAUGGGAACAACCAGCGGCUUUUUAUAAUAAAGAGCAAUACGCCGCCUUUACUGCAAAAUACUGA